AUGAGCAUAACAAAUGAACAAUACCAGCUGGUCCGGGACGCAUUUGACGAGUCAGAUGCUGUGCUUCGAAUUGCCAGGCGAAUUCUUUCUGGCAAACGCGAUUGUACGGAAGUAAAAGAGAUUGUUGCCGUCUUCCUAGGUGAAGAUAACACUGUGCCUAACUACUGGGCGACAGUACAAAGUAUCUAUGAUGUGGUUGUUGCUCUUGAGACCAACAUUCCCGAAAGACGAUUUUUCAGGAAAGAUCUCAUGGACAACCCAUGGGAAUGCGCAGACCGCUCUUUUCGAAAACCUUUUAAUAUAUGUGUCACAUUCGCUCGUACAGAUGAGCCUGCCCAGACGAAUGCUGGGCCAGGUCAAAGUGCCGUACAAUUGGCAUCGGCUAAGCGAGGCAGAAUUGCUAUACUACCUAUUGCGUAUCAAGAUCCUAAAUACUCGCGGCUCAUUCGAGAUAUAAAGCCAUAUUCCGGACUCGAUGUGGACACAAUGUUGAGAUGUAUCACGCCAACCCUGAUUCACCAAAAAAGUCAUGCAAUAACCAAUUGUAAACAUGCCGUACUACCUCGAGUGGGUAUUUCCGAUGCAAAAUCCGAGCCUACAGCCUUCCAAUUGCAAGAGAGCAGCUCUAACGAGUGUACAGUCUGGGGCUUCCAGCUCUGUAGAGCCUUGGGCAAUUCAAAGUAUUGCAAGUAUGCGCACAUGAACGCAGAGAGCGUUGCCACCAUAUGUCUCUUCUUAUAUCUACUAGUGUCAUGGCCGGAGUGGGAACUUUUAUCCGGCCGAGCUGUGAGGAGAACGGAAGUCGCAGGAUGGAUCAAAAACUACGAGAUGAACAAAUGA
Molecule: messenger RNA, 840 nt
Organism: Endocarpon pusillum Z07020
Lineage: Eukaryota; Fungi; Ascomycota; Eurotiomycetes; Verrucariales; Verrucariaceae
Exons: 4
Coding region: 1-840 (279 amino acids)
Source: RefSeq, a predicted model, not a curated record